AUGACUUUCAUGCCCUUGGUGCAAGAGAGACUGAUGAGUUGCACUGGGGAUCCAGAGCUAAGGUUUCACGCUUGUUGGGAUUGUUGGCCGCGUGGAACGUUACUGGAUUUCGGAUGGACCCGAGAAAACAAGGAUAUGCCAAAAGCCUGGUCAUUUUUUGCCUACUGCAAGCCGGAAGACUUAUUGACUUGCCUUGUUGAAAUUAUGGACACGAUUACAGAGUUCGAAAACCAGCUGGCUGGUGAAUGGGUGUAUCCAAGGUUCCAGCCAUGGAAGCUUAUCACGGUAGGCCAGGUUCUCCAUUGCCUUUACAGGAAACGCAUUCUAGUUGAACCCCAGUCGCCAGACAAGAUCAAGUAUAUGGAACAUGUUCUCGAGAGAUCAAAUAUUCGGGGGCUCCAGGUUAAGCUCACCCAGAAGAUCUGGUCGGAAACAGAACUUGAUGACGUGGACUACGUGGACGAAGUCGAAUUUCUGCUAUCACUGCGACUAUCUGAGCUAGCAACGCUAGCGUUGCGCCCAGAGGACAAUCUGAUACCUUAUUGUUAUUUCGGACCAACAGACGCAGAGGUUUUUAACCCAAGGCAUCUCAGAUUGAAUCUUCUAGUUGGCGUUGGGGGUUUGAAAAUAGAAUGGACCGAAGACCUUCACGAGCACUUGACUCUCAACGCAUCAACCUUGACUGUUUACAUUUUCUGGUUUGCGUCACACAUCCGCCAAAACUCCAUGUUCCAGAUGUACUGUGAUCUCUUCGAUUGUAAACUUGAUCAUGCAAAGAUCGGCCAGCCUAGCAUGUCACGAUUAUCAAUGUCAUAUCGAAAGCAAAUACUCAGGUCGUACUUAUGGAUCUUUCAUGAACUGGCAUCUAGCUCGUCACGUAGAGAGGCAUACUACGACCUUCCGCUGCCCUGGUGGCUUGCUCCUCUUCAAAGCGCCCAGCAGCAGCAAGUACCAACAAAGACUUCAGUGAAAGGCUUGUUUGUAUGGCUAGGGAAAGCUUUGAAUGCCUUGGCUACGUUGCUCCAUUUCAAAAUGCCGCGACCCAAGGAGCCGUACGGGACUAUCCGCUCGCUUCUCAAAGAUGGUAUUGGCAGGAAGUGCAAGCUACCUAUCGACUGUCUUCUACAGCUUAGGCCUUUUAAUAACGAGCGUACAGAGAUUGCGGAGGGUGGACAGAUAAGCGAGCUGUACGAGGACGACUCGGACGAUGAAGAAGAAAGCCUUGGCGUUACACACCAAGUGUCGUACCAGUUAUACCCAGCACUAGCUCCUCGUAUCAAGAUACUGAUUGAGCAUCUAGAAAAGCAGAAGCCGAAAGGGUUCGACGCCCUGUGGAAGGAUCAGAGAGAUUCCAAUACCUGGUAUACGUUCUGGGCAGCGGUGAUCUCUGGGGUCACGGCGUUGGUCCCAGCCGCAGGAAGUUUAGCAGUGUCAGCUGCGCAGACUUGGGCAAUAUUCAGGGCGGUGUAUAUGUGGCAUGAAAGAUAAUGCGUAGUCGAAUCGCUGUAAUUUUAGAUUCUUU
Messenger RNA from Alternaria rosae, 1522 nucleotides. RefSeq lists its product as uncharacterized. The transcript has 3 exons. The coding region runs from base 1 to 1488 and encodes 495 amino acids. Lineage: Eukaryota; Fungi; Ascomycota; Dothideomycetes; Pleosporales; Pleosporaceae. The record is from RefSeq and is a predicted model, not a curated record.